AUGGAAAGAGUAUCUGAGCAAUUAGAGUGUUCAGACACUGCCAAAUUUAAGUAUGCAGACUCACUGUUACAAAAAGAUGCUUAUGACUGGUGGGUAAGUGUACCGAAUGCCAAGGCAAAACCUCCUGUUCUUACUUGGAAUGAUUUUGUGAAAGAAUUUCAUAUGAAGUAUGUCCCACCUGCUUAUAAUGAUGUAAAGAAAAAGGAGUUCUUGAAUCUAGAGCAAGGGAGUAUGUCUAUUGCUGAAUACCAACAGAAGUUUCUCAGGCUUUCUCGUUAUGCUGGCGGUAUUAUUAAUAACGAAAAAGAUAAGUGCAGGCGAUUCGAAGACAGAUCGACAAGGAACAAGCUAGUAGAAAUGAAAAUAAGUUCAGAAAAGCUGAUGCACAUUAAGGAGGUCCAUCUAAAAGGGGAAGGUUUGACAAUUCCAAAGCCGGUGGUGUUCACAAGUCAGCCCGGUAAGCAAAAUAGAUCAAAUUUCUCUACUGCUAGCACUCCAAGCUAUGGCCAAGGCAAGAGUCGUAUACCCACUUGUGCACAAUGUGGAAAGAAUCACUCUGGUACUUGUAGGAGAGCUUCUGGUGCUUAUUUUAAUUGUGGGAGCCUCGAUCAUAAAGUGAAGGAUUAUCCUAAUCCUAACCCUACUUCUUCUCCGCGUACGGAAGGCUCAGUUCAGAAACCUAUUACCACUCCUUCUCAAGGGAAUAGAGGUGCAAGAUCUAGAAACAUACAAGCAACAGGUGCAGGUGGAGCCAAUCAAGCUAGUGGGUUAAGAGUUACAGCAUGA
Lycium ferocissimum is the source of this 786-nucleotide messenger RNA. RefSeq lists its product as uncharacterized. The record is from RefSeq and is a predicted model, not a curated record. The transcript is spliced from 2 exons. Lineage: Eukaryota; Viridiplantae; Streptophyta; Magnoliopsida; Solanales; Solanaceae. Bases 1 to 786 code for a protein of 261 amino acids.